AUGCUCUCCAGAUCAGUGCGUCAUUUCUCGUCCUCGAGUGCUUCGUUGAAAAAAUUGAAGAUCGGGCUUAUUCCUGGCGACGGUAUUGGUCGUGAAGUGAUCCCUGCUGGCCAGGCUGUAUUGGAGAAGUUGCCCAAGAGCCUUGAUUUACAAUUCGACUUUGUCACGUUGGAUGCCGGCUACGAGUUGUUUCAGAGGACGGGCACGGCGUUGCCUGAGAAGACGGUGGAGGUGUUGAAGCUGGAGUGUGACGGUGCUCUUUUCGGUGCUGUUUCGUCUCCCAGCGUGAAGGUGGCAGGCUACUCUUCGCCAAUUGUCGCAUUGAGAAAGAAAAUGGGCCUUUACGCCAACGUCAGACCGGUCAAGUCCGUUACUAGCUCAGACAAGCCCGUGGACAUGGUCAUUGUCCGUGAAAACACCGAGGACUUGUAUGUGAAGGAGGAAAGAACAUACAAUGCUGAAGACGGCUCGAGGGUCGCUGAGGCGAUCAAGAGGAUUUCUGAAAACGCCACAAGCAAGAUCGCUACUAUGGCCUACGAGAUUGCCUUGCUGAGGCAAAAGAUUAGAGAGACCUCCAACCUCAGCAGUCUUCACUCCAAGCCCUCUGUCACCGUGACCCACAAGUCCAACGUCUUGUCUGCAUCUGAUGGCUUGUUCCGUGAGGUGUGCAAGAACGUGUGGGAGUCGAACAAGGACAAGUUCGGUUCGGUUGAGUACAAGGAGCAAAUUGUCGACUCGAUGGUGUACCGUAUGUUCAGAGAGCCAGAGGUCUUCGACGUGGUUGUCGCUCCUAAUUUGUACGGUGACAUCUUGAGUGAUGGUGCUGCUGCCCUUGUGGGCUCUUUGGGUGUGGUGCCCUCCGCCAAUGUCGGUGACAACUUUGCCAUUGGUGAGCCGUGCCACGGUUCUGCCCCAGACAUUGAGGGCAAGGGCAUCUCCAACCCAAUUGCUACCAUCAGGUCCACUGCUUUGAUGUUGGAGUUUAUGGGCUACCAGGAGGCUGCUGCUAAGAUCUACGAAGCUGUUGAUGCCAACUUGGUCGAAGGUAAGGUGAAGACCCCAGACUUGGGCGGAAACUCCACCACCCAGCAGGUCAUUGACGACAUUGUUGGUCGUUUUUAA
Candidozyma auris is the source of this 1122-nucleotide messenger RNA. RefSeq names its product homoisocitrate dehydrogenase (gene LYS12). Gene Ontology annotation, molecular function: NAD binding; magnesium ion binding; isocitrate dehydrogenase (NAD+) activity. Lineage: Eukaryota; Fungi; Ascomycota; Pichiomycetes; Serinales; Metschnikowiaceae. Gene Ontology annotation, biological process: isocitrate metabolic process; tricarboxylic acid cycle. The record is from RefSeq and is a predicted model, not a curated record. Gene Ontology annotation, cellular component: mitochondrion. The transcript has a single exon. Bases 1 to 1122 code for a protein of 373 amino acids.